Molecule: messenger RNA, 2036 nt
Organism: Cryptomeria japonica (Japanese cedar)
Lineage: Eukaryota; Viridiplantae; Streptophyta; Pinopsida; Cupressales; Cupressaceae
Product: UDP-glucosyl transferase 73B2
Exons: 1
Coding region: 326-1879 (517 amino acids)
Molecular function (GO): UDP-glycosyltransferase activity
Source: RefSeq, a predicted model, not a curated record
GAAAAGGUAAGAUAUGUAUGCCUCUUUUAUAGCAAAAUUACAUGUCUCCACAGCAAAAUAAGAUUUGUAAGCCUCCCUUAUAGCACAAUUAGGUACCUACAGGGUCCCGUAUACAGAUCCUAUAAAAGAAUCUCUAUAAUAUAAUCUUUCUCUCUUUGGCUAGAUGCUUUGAGAAGUGCCGUCCACUGUCGCGUAUACCCGUCACCACAGAGCUCCAUCUACCAGUCAAAUUACGGUCCAAUACUUUGCCUCGAAGAUAUCCUGAUUCCCAUCCAAAGGAAAGCCUAUUUAUAAAAGUAGCGAUCUUCUAGUUUUCUGUACAAGCAUGGAUCAAGCUCAUAUCAUGGCGGUGCCCUUCCACGGGCAGGGCCACGUCUUCCCCUGUGUCGAGCUCUGCAAGCGAUUGGCCAUCCGAGGCAUUACCAUCACAAUUCUAGCCGAUCCUUCAAUUGCCCCUUCUCUGCAAAUCACAGCCAAACAAGCCCACGAAACCCUGGGGAUCAAUAUAGGGGUCUUAGAAUUGUCCCAGCCCGAGGAAGAAGAGGGAAAAAAUGAUGAAGCUGAAGACCAGCAGCAUCCAGAAUUGUUCGGAGAGCAUCUUGUAAAGCCCAUGGAAGCGAUUCUGCAAGCACUCGAUCGCCCACCCGUCUGCAUCAUCGGCGACGUUAUGGUGCCAUGGGUAACAGGGGUCUGCAACAAGUUAAAUAUUCCCCGGGUUUCUUUCUUCACCUCAGGUGCCUGUUCCUUGGCAUUCGAAUAUGCCAUAUGGAAACACGGCGACCAGGUAGAAGAGACAAAGGAGCCGUUUGCAGUGCCCGGGUUUCCAGACUCAAUGACCGUCACUCCCUCCGACACCCGCCACCGUGCCCCGUCGGGUCCUCCCCCAGACGGCGGAGGAAGAGGGGGUCCUCCGCCAGGCCGCGGAAGAAGAGGGGGUCCGCCCGGUCACAGAGGCCGAGGGCGCGGGGGCGGGCCGCCGCCGCCGCCGGCACCGGAUGACCACGGUUCACACCGGAAUCCGCCAUGGAUGAACGGUCUCAAAGAUAGCCAUGGAGCCCUGGUGAAUACUUGCCGGGACUUGGAGUCCCCGUUCAUGGAUUACGUGAUAAAGGAAACCCAGAAGCCUGCGUGGGCCGUUGGCCCGCUUCUGCCGUCUUCCUUCUGGGAAGAGUCACCCGGAUCCGUUACACACGACAGUUCGGUGCGCAAGACCCGCAAGAGCAGCAUCGACGAACGACAGUGCUCGCAGUGGCUCGACGCCCAGGCGCCCCGAUCGGUGAUAUAUGUCUCCUUCGGCAGUGAGGUGGGUCCCUCAGACGAAGAAUGGACGGAGCUUGCACUUGGCUUGGAAGCCGCGGAGAAGCCCUUUAUUUUGGUUCUACAGGCAGAACCCGAAGAAGGGGAAGCUCAAGUCGAAGGGAUUCUUCCCGAGGGAUUUGAACGGCGGGUCGAAGGACGUGGGCUUGCAAUCCGCGGAUGGGCCCCGCAGCUGCUAAUACUGCCCCACCCGGCCACAGGAGGGUUUUUAUCGCACUGCGGGUGGAAUUCGACGGUGGAGAGCCUGGGGCUCGGUGUGCCUCUUCUGGCCUGGCCCAUACGAGGAGAUCAGCAUUACAAUGCUAAGCUGCUUACUGUUGAACUUGAAGCGGCGGCCAUGAUUGAGUUUGAUCAAGAUUCGGGUGCAGUGAAGAGGGACAGCGUUGUCAAAGGUGUGAGAACAUUGAUGGAAAGUGAUCAAGGGCUGAAAAUGAGGGAGAAAGCCAAGGGUUUAAAGGAGUUGUUGAGGUCUCCGUCUAGUCUGGAAUCAUCUCACAAGGAAUUGGACGCUUGUCUCCGCUACGUUUUAGACUUGCCAAAUCAACAAGUUCAAAGCGAGUGAUCUCAGAUCACGCGCACUUUUAGUCCAAACAGUGGACGUCAUAGAUGCAAUGAGUGUUUGAUGCCCAUAAGUGUACUAAGAAUAUUCGCACGCCUGAAUUAUAAGAAUCUUCCCUCACAACAAUCUUUGAUAGUAAUGAAAGAUAUUUUGUGUUGAA